GACUUUGUAGUCUGCCAGUUUUGACUGCACUCGGACGUCAGCUGAUCGCCUCUUAAUAUUAGAAAAAGACAGUCGAUACAGUGCAGUGCAGACGGAACGUUAUAUUAUUUCGCACUGCGCGACGAUAAACAAUCAUCGAAAAAGACAUGAUCAAUUUGAGAAAUGUCUCGGAAUAUUACUCGCAGAUAAGCUCCGCUUCUUGGCUCGGCUCGAGUUGAGGUGUGCGAGACGUGAAUUCUCGAACCACGAAGCUCCAUUCUCCUGCGGGUUGUGUAUACGCAUUGUGUUGUACAGCGAUUCGAAUCGAUCGUGCGUGGCGCAGGUUAUGAUUGCUGCUUGGAAUUAUGUGGCAAAUUUUCUGCUAUAAUCUGCCGCCGUUGUUUUUGACAAGUUAACCGAUUAGAAUUAAAAGUGUAACAAUGAGUGAAAAAAUGACUUGGAAAUCUUUAGAAGAUACUUUAGUUGUCCCAAAAGUUGUUGCUGCUGCUAGCGUGACAACUCAAGAAAAAACAAUGAAAAUUCCAGAUCAUAAUGUAGAUGUAACAUCAUUGUUGAAACUAAAUACCAAUGAUGCUCAAGAAUUUUUUUGUGGAGUUGGUUCAGCAUUAAUCAAUGUUACUGUUACUUAUCCUGUAAAUAAAAUUAUCUUUCGCCAGAUUUUAGAAAAUAUAUCAGCUGCUGGUGCUAUUCGCCAGCUAUCAAAAGAAGGACCUAGAUUAUUAUAUAGGGGUAUGUUACCUCCAUUGUGCCAAAAAACAAUUUCCUUAAGUUUGAUGUUCAGUAUAUAUGAGGGCUGCAAAGAAAGAUUAUAUUUUUUGACAAAUGAUAGAGCUACUGCUAGUUUAUGUGCAGCUUUUUUUGCUGGAACAGUUGAGGCAGCUUUCAUGCCUCUUGAAAGAGUUCAAACCCUUCUGCAAGAUUGGCGGUAUCACAACAAAUUCAAAAAUACACCGCAAGCUUUCAGUUUGCUUCUAAGACAAUAUGGAUUAGCAGAAUGUUACAGAGGUUUAGUACCAAUAAUCUUCAGAAACGGUUUAUCAAACAUAUUCUUCUUCUCUCUUAGAAAUCAAGCUAUGCAAUAUAUAGAUAAAGAAAAUUCUAUGUUAGCUAAUUUUAUGACUGGUGCUGUGAUUGGUGGUAUAACAAGUACUGUUUUUUAUCCAAUGAAUGUUAUUAAAAUACACAUGCAAUCAAAAAUAGGUGGUGAUUUUGAAAAAUUCACAAAAUGUUGUAAAGAAGUUUAUAUUAGCCGAGAUAGGAAAUUAGGUAGUUUUUACAAAGGUGUGCAAUUAAAUUUUGUUAGAUCAUUUAUAAGUUGGGGUGUAAUAAAUGCUUCUUACUACGCUUUAAAGCAAUUGUGUUGAAAAAGAAAAUUAUAGCUUACAAAUUCUUAGGUAAUAUUGACUUAUCUAAAAAAAAAUUAUUUUGACUCAAAUACUUUUUAUGUACAGUGUUGUUUGUAAAUUACUAUCCAUUUGUAUAUACGCCAUAAUAGUGGGUGUGAAGCCAUAUUUGAAAAUUAGGUAACCAAUUGAAUGUCAGCAUUGUUAAUAUUUAAAUAUUGAAUGAAUUGAACAAUUUUUUUAUACAACUUUUGUGGUUCUUUCUAUUCUAUUGUACAUAACAUUAUCAAACACCUCAUAGAUUUGUUUUUUGUCACUCUUCCAUGUUAGUGAUUCAGAAAUGUUAGAUGCAAAUUUUAUGAAAAUUAAAGAUUAUUUUAAAUGUUAUGAAUUAAAAUUGACCUAUUAAACUUUUUGUUCCUUUUACAGUCCCAGUUGAAAAUAGAAGUUUAAAGUACGAGCUUAAAUUUCUGCUAGAAUGUUUGUUUAAAAAAAAAGAAUAUUGAUCAUAAAAAAUCGUUUGUGUACUUGACCAUGUGAAAAAGAAUAAACUCGGUUUUGCCGUAAAUUUUUAUGUAACAUUAUGUACUAUGGAUGACUGAUUAAAUAAGUAAAAAUUUGUUUAUAAUAAAUUUAUUUUGUUUACUGUAUAAUAUCUACAAAAAGAAUGCCCGGAAAAAAUGUAAAGUUGGCUCUAAUGAAAAUUAAUAAACUUAUAAAUUUUAAUCAACCAUAAG
Molecule: messenger RNA, 2080 nt
Organism: Trichogramma pretiosum
Lineage: Eukaryota; Metazoa; Arthropoda; Insecta; Hymenoptera; Trichogrammatidae
Product: solute carrier family 25 member 51
Exons: 3
Coding region: 420-1364 (314 amino acids)
Source: RefSeq, a predicted model, not a curated record